ACUGUUACUUAGUAAAGAGUUAUAAUCUCCUGGAAGAGCAGCAUUGUAACUUUCUCCAGUCACCAAGUGGAAAAUGAAUUAACAUCAGGGCUUGCAUAGCUUGCGUGAAUUGCUGAGAACUUAGUCUUGUUUAAUUCAUACUGAUUUAUUUAUAAAGUGAUAACAAGAUUCUUGUGGCUUUUGUAACAUCUGCUUUUAAUUUUAGAAGCAUUCAAAUCAAUUUACUGCAUGACAGUAUUUGUCAACACCAGGUAACAAUGACCUCUAACAUGCCUACUCUGUUGAGACUGGUUAGCAGGAUAGACUGAGAAAUAAUAUGCAAACUCCUCUCUUAUCAGGAGAGAUCAGUUCCCAAAGUGACAUGGAUAUUGUCGGUGUAGGUGAUACCUUUAACCAUGAUAUCACUUUAAACCCCUGGGCAACGCUCAGACCCUUGGGAGUGUAUUGCUGCUGAAGGGAACUGCUUGACCUGAAACUCUGAGACUCUCUAUGUUGGAUUUUCUUCUGCUCAAGGGACCAAAGCUGCAGGGUUCAAUCAAGAAUCCCUUAUUUUUACUGGCUUGCAGUCAGGAGCACUCAAGUGACUUUUACUUUUUUCUCCCAGCUUUUUCAUUUUAUGUUUUCUUUUUCCCUAGCCUUUUCUGUUUAUUUUUCUUACAUUCACUUGACACCUGUCCCUACAUUUGGAGGAUGAGAUAAGAAAAGAACUCUGUCCCUGUCAAGACAACAAGCAGAAUAUGCCUGCACAAAAAGGGCCAGAGCAGGAAUCAAACCUCUCCUGGGCAGGCAGGUGUGGGAGAGCUCCUUUGCUGCAGUUGGCUUUCUGGAAUGCCAUCAGUGGCCUUUUGUCACUGUAGUGGGUAUAACUGGAAGCAGGUUUCUCUCUCUCUUUUGUUUUUCCUUAUCUUUUUUAUUUUUAUUUUUUUUUGAGUCAUCAUGCUGCAGCAAAUUUUGCGUGAUAUGUAUAUUGACCCUGAGCUCCUGGCAGAGCUGAAUGAAGAGCAAAAGCAGAUCUUAUUCUACAAGAUGAGAGAAGAGCAGCUGAGACGCUGGAGGGAAAGGGAAGAAAAAGCCCGAAUGGAGGAGGCUGUGCUGAGAAAGACAGCAAGGCGCAACCAGAGUAAUGGCAAACGCGUGCAGUGGCUGCGGGGCAAGGACGGCGAGGUCUGGGUCUGGGUGAUGGGAGAAGCCCCGGGGGACAAACCCUACGAGCAGAUCUCCGAGGAGCUCAUAGCAGAGCGGGCCAGGCAGCAGGCACAGAAGGAGGCAGAAGAGCUAUGGAGACAAAAGGAAGCUGAAAUAACAAAGAAAUUCCGUGAUGCUAUGGCUCAAGAAAAAGCCAGAAUAGUGGCAGAAAAAUGGAAAAUAGAAAUGGAGGAUCGGAAAGCAGCCAAACUGGAGGAAGAAAAAAUUCAGGAGGAACUGAAGAAAAGAGAAGAAGAGGAAAGACAGAAAGGUGAGGAGCUAAUCAGGCAGCAGGAAGAAAUCCGGGCAAAGGAGCUGUACCUGAGCCUCAAGCAAGCUCAGCAGCACAGUCAGCACAGCGACGAUGACCAGGAGUGGGAAGAACAGUUGCGCCGCUCCAAGGCUGCCGACGAGGAGAGGAGCCACAAGGCACGCAGGGCGCGGGACGAAUACCGCCGGCAGUCCCUGCGCGCCAUCCAGAAGGGAAGAGUGGCUGGCCUGAGUCACCUGUUCCAGGGGACAAACCUGAGCAAUGACCAGGAGAUCAAACCAAACAACAGUGCGAGUCCUUUGCUGCCUCCUGUAACGUCCAGCAGCAUCUGGGAGCGCCCUUCUCGGCCCUUCUCCCGAGACGUCAUCAUUCGCUGGUUCAAGGAGGAGCAGAUCCCUCGGCGGGCUGGCUUUGAGAGGAACACCAACAGGAUUGCUCAGUGGUUCCAUGGCAUUAUCAGCCGUCAGGAAGCAGAGGAGUUGUUGAUGAAUAAAUCUGAAGGCGCGUUCCUGGUGCGAGUCAGUGAGAAAAUCUGGGGCUACGCCUUGUCCUAUCGCCAGCAGAAUGGCUUCAAGCACUUCCUGGUUGAUGCUUCGGGGGAUUUCUACAGCUUCCUGGGGGUAGAUCCAAACCGACACCCAACGCUCACAGAUCUGAUUGAUUUUCACAAGGAAGAAAUUAUCACAUCCUCAGGUGGGGAGCUACUCCUGGAGCCAUGUGGACAGCAGAAGAAUCCACCAGACUACAGUCCUUUAUUUGAAUGACUGAUCCAGGACCAACAGGAAUCCAUUCUGGAUAGCUGUAGUAAUAAAUAGUUACAAAAGUAAACAGUGGAAGUAGUUAACCCACUUUCAAAGCCACUAGUCUUGUGGCCAAAAAGUAUCCUCAUUAGGAGGCCUAAAAUAUUUCUGGUUUGCAUCUGAAUUAUCAUCAUCAUUAUUCAUAUUGCUAGCACUUGAAAAGUGAUAAAUUACCAGCAAAUUGCAAAAGAGGACUACUUCAAAAAAUUUUCAAGGGGUUGUAGCCAAUUGCACGGAAUGCUAAGUUCCUGUCCUAAUUUUCUCAUGUUUUAUGCUGCAAGAAGCAUGGGUAGGAGCCAUUCACAGAGUACUGUAUGAAGUAUCAGUGUUGGUGAACAGAUUCUGUGUUCCAAAGCAAGGUUUGACAGUUUCUGUUGACAAUUUCAUUACUCAGUGGUGCACUUUGAUGACAAGAGAAGAAGCCUUCAAACAUCCCUGUGAAGUUUGUGAUUGAGUAUGUAAUUAGGUGCAGCUUGAAAGUUGCCAUUAUGCUUUGAAUUCAGGCCUACAGUGUUCCCCACAGCAGAGACAGAAUAAAGUCAUACACAUUUUAUUUACAUUUUCAUGAAGCCCAAAAGCCUUGGAAGGAACUUUACUCCUGUACAGUAAGUGAUCAGUUUAUUCUAAAGGAAACUGAUUUGCUGCAAUUCUCUCACUGGCCUUGUCAUGCUUUCCACUUUUAGAUGUGCAAGAGACACAGUGGAUAUUGCUAGCUUUACUUUGCUAUAAGACUGGGUACUUCCCUUUUCUGAGUUAUGAGAGGGUGGGGCUAGUGUAUUUAUACAUAGAAAAGGUACAGAUAAUUACAUUACCAUCGUGCUAUUUUAUGUGUAAAACCAAGAUGCACACAAUGUGCUCCUGCUCUAUUUACUAUAAAUACUAACCCCAUGAAAAUAAACCAGAAUCCUAGAUCUGUGGCGCUUAGUGCUUGGACUAGAAAAAUGAUAAAUUCUCAUCACAGUACACAUAGGAAAGGCACAAUGAGCACAUUUCUAUAAACUACUCCUUUGGGCAGUCUCUGAGCCCUGUGGGGUUCUGCUCAAAAUCCAGGUGUAGACCCCUCCUGAACCUCCUGUAAAUCUUUUCCCCCUCAGUCAUUUGACUCUUGACUCAUUGUUACCUUCUGUACUCUGUCUGAUCUAGAUGGUAAAAUCAACUAGGAAAAGAAACUUGUCUUAUACAAGCCAAUAAAGCACACUAAACAUUUCAGGUGCUACAACAGUAAAUAUUUUUGGUAGUAAUAACAGUAUUUUUUAUAAUUAAUCUUAUGGCUAGCUCAUAUUAAAGUACAGAUUUUUGUACACAAGCUUCAUUCUUGGUCAGGAACCUUUUCUUCUGUUAAAAUUGGGUUUUGUGUGAUUUAAUCCAUCAAUGUUUGUGGCCCAUGAAAAGAAAAUUCUAUUGAACUUCCCACAGAGGCAGCUGGGCAGUUUCUGUACUAAUCACUUGGCACAUUGGCUCAGGAGGUAUUAAAUAGUUACUGUCAGUGCUUCAGAACAAAGCAAGUCAGGACAGAGCAAAUAAGCAAAAAAGAUCUGCUUUUCCUGAGAAACCAGCUCUGCACUGUCUCCCUCUUUCAGAGGCAUCUCAAGAACCGCCUCAGGUUGUUCACAGCUGCACAGGUUUUUCAUGGAACAGCGUGACCUCUACUUGAAGGAGAAUGGAAAGAGACCUUUGAAAUAGUAAAAAAUAUAGGUAUGCACAGACUUACCUCUGCAGUCAGAAAACAGUAAGUGACUGUGCAGGGUUAGACACCUAGGCAUCUUUUCAGACCAGUCUUUUGCCUUUAUGCACUGAAGAAAACCCCCCAGAAGCCGAGAACAAUAAUAAAAACCCCCAUGAAAUGCUACCUGUUCUCUGGAAAAGGUGCUAGGUGUGCUAGAAGACAUGCAAAUUCCAGUUUUUGGAAGAUUACUCAACACAGUGCUGUGAAUAUACACAGAAUAUUGAAGAACUUGUUCCACAUGCAAUUCACAUUGAGAAGCUGAUGAUAAUACAGCUAUUUAUUACUAGUGACAUAGUUCCCUGCAACUGCUUGUGUUUUGUUUAGCAUUAAGAAGGCCUGGAAAAAAUCGCUCUUUAGCUUAUGUGUCCUCUUGUGAUGUAAUUAACAUUAUUUUUCACUUCAGAACACAUUUCCUAAUUAAAAUUUUCUAUUUUUUUUGCCUGAAUUCCAUCAACGUCUCACUCUAAGUUUUACCUAGCUUUAAAAUAAAGCCCUUGUAAGUUCCCCUGCAAAUGAUAUUACUUGCAAUACUGCAAUUUCUUCUGAGAGUUUUACUAUCCUAAUAAAUGGCAGAAUUCACAAGCAAAGGAAUUGCUUGUUUUUUCUCCCUUAAGCCCCACAGAAAUAAUGAAAAGUAGCCAGCCAAUUCAUAGAGUUACCAAGAAAGAAAUCUAAACAAUAUAUAACCAGAAGCAGCUGCAAUGAAAUACGGUGCAUGGAAGGUAAGUUUUGAAGGAAACAAAAGGAGAUCAUAGCUAGCAGAAAUUAAAAACAGAAGCUUUCCUUGGUAGAGAUGUGCAGCUGUUACCAAUAUACUUGAGGGAAAUACAAGUGUGGAGAUAUUUUCUAAGUUAACAGGUGCUUCUUGUUGCCUAAGGGGGCAACAAGACAAUAAAGGGACUAUGAAAAGGUAGUCCAGUUAGUAGGAAGAAUAAAAGAUAAAGCAGUGAAGGAGCAAAUAUGGACAAUUAAGAAAAUAAGAAAGAGCAAAAUGUGCUGAUCCUGUUGUUUUGAAAGCAUUUUGGAUUUUUAUUGGUCUGGGAGGAAGACCAGGCACUGCUAGCUCUUUUUCUCUCUACAAGUCUGGAAGAUUUCAGCUUUGAGCUAAAUCUACCUUGGAGGUAGAUGUGACACCCUUGAAUCUGUAAGAGUCGGGCUGGUCUGUGCUGCAGCCUUGAAUGCUUCCCUCUGUCUGCCUCUCCAUGUAGUGCUGGCUGCAGCUGCUCAUCGUGGGCUGAAAAAUGGUCAUGGUGCUGCCAUUUCCUUGGCUGCCAGGGGUACCUUUAGCUCAUUCCCCUGGAACCUUCCAGUCUUGCGUCCUGACCUGUUUUUCAAGUGGCGACUAUUGGUGAGUUGUAAGAGGGGCAUGGUAUGGAAUUUCCUUAUAAUAUUCCCUGUCAAUAUUUCUUGCUGAUGAGAGCACCAGGAGCUCACUGAGAGGUCUGCUAUGGUAAUUGUGUUUCAUAAACAAAAAUGCCACAGCAGCAAAGUAAACUUUUAAACUUUAAAAGGAAUUAACUUUUCUCACAUCUGUUUCACGCCAACAAAAUAUGGCACACAAGGUCCCAAGCUUGUUUGCAGGUAUCUUUGAAAAAAGUAUCUCUUGAGGAUUUAUUCUUGCUUCUUCAUAGAUCCACAGAUCCAUCUGUUCUUUUGAAUUUUUUUUUAAUCUGUUAUUGUACACAGACAUCUCCAUUUUAAUAGUGCCCUCUUCUCUAAAAAAGAACAAAAAGCAAGCAAAGAAAUUGACAGCAAUCAUUGGAUGAGAUUUCUAAGGCUACUCAAAGACUGUAGAUUCCAGCUUAAGUCUUGUAAUUAAUGGAAUAAUGAUGUAGUUUUUGUGUAUGCAUUUUUGCAUAUUAGCUUUAUAAUAGAUGUCCUGAAUUGUUCUUUUAAGUACUAAAUCCCUAUUAUUCUGAACAAAUGCUAAACUAAAUAAAAUAACACCUCCUUCAAGAAAGAGAUACCUAAAAAUUGUUUUUAUGACAGAGAUUCAUUUUCAGGCUGAGUAAAACUAUUUCCAAAAACCAGAUUCAGAGGGAGUAUUUCUUCUAGAUUUCAGUUACCUUAACUCAAGUGAAACAAACUUAUUUCUUGGCUGAGGUGAGGCGGUAUUAAUACACUAAGUACAGUAAAAAUGUAGUAAAAUACUUUAGUUUUAUGUGAACUAGGAAUCCACUUCUGCUCGCCAGAAACCUGAAUACUGAACAUUAAUGGAGUUACACCACAUUUCACUACAGUGUAAAUUCUUCCAUUUACCACAACACAAACUUGGUCUCAGGUUGACUGUGGUAGUUCACAGUGGGAGAAGCUUUUCUCUUUCUAUGAAUAAAUUUGUUUCCAUAUAAUUUACAGGUCAGAGCUUAUUUUUCAAUGAUUUUCAAGGACUGACUUUCUUUUCUGUCUUAUUGUGGCUUGGCUUUAAGAUUCAUUUUUACCUUCCCAAGAGGAUGGGGUAAGUGACCUCUGUGAAGUGUGUCCAUGGCCAGGCUAUCAGUUGCAGAAGGUGGUGUUUGCACUUGACCAGAUGCUUGCUUUAUGUUUCCUGAGAUCAAUCUCCUGGAUACAUACUGUCAGAUGAUAAUGAUGCAUAAUUGAUUUUUAUAGCUAAUUUCUUGCCAUGCAAGUGCUGUGUGAAAGCAUCUCUUCAAAUAUUUGUUUACUGCUAGUGAUUAAUCCUGUAGCUUGUAUAUUUACAUGAUGGCCUGUAGCUAAUGCAAAUUUUCUACUAGGCUGAAGCCUUCAAUGGGUUUGGUUUUUUCUCUCUUGGAAUUUCUUGCAGCAUUUUUAAAUGAAGGUAACAUUUUAUGGUAUCUUUAUUAUAAAACAAUAAGUGACUUAUGGAAGAGAAAUAACUACAAAACAGAACGGAAAUUUAGUCUGGUCCUAUUUGUGUCUUCAUGAUGUAUGUACAAAGGAAACACUUGGCAUGUUAAUGUCUCCUUUAAAGUUUAGCUGCCCUUUCUCCCCUUUUCUCAGUUUUAAUGAGAACAGUGGGUGGGAGAAGAUCAUAAGCUCACAAGACAUUGAGAGAAAAGAGAGGAGGCAGGACUGGUUUAUUCCAUACAAAUUUCCAUAUAACUACACGCAAAGCUUGGGUUAAGUACUUCCCGAGAUGCACAGUGUACAGUGCACUGCAAUUAGUAAGAUAGCUGGCCUGUUGCUCUUAUGUCUGUUCUUGAUUCUCAGAGGCUUUUUGCUCAUGAUAGCCAGAUGCUAAUGUGAAAUACAUUUUUAGGAAGUCAUUCAAAUCCAAUGUAAUGAAGAAGAGUUAAGGUAUAUGUUUCAUUAUCAUUUUUGCUGUUGACAUUUUCUCUCAAGGAAUCCCAGAAAAAAAUAAAAUUCUAACAGCAAUGCAUAAGUUCUGGUCUGCCUUCUAGACAAUAUCUCGUUACCUAUUAUGUGCUAUACUCACAUAAUGCUACUUCAUUUAUUUUGAAUUUCAGUAGUCUAUAUGCUAUAUUGGAAUCUAUCUAAUAUUUUUAAUAAGAAAGUUGUAGAGACAGAUGUAGGCAAGUAAACCAUUCCGUGGGACAAAAAGUCACUGAAUUCCAAUUCUGAGCUCCCACAACAUUUGCUGGAGUUCAUGUGGUAAUCCUUAGUUGAUAAAUAUGAACAUUUUUAUCAGGGCUGCCUGUUGAAAUCACAUUUUACUUUCCCCAGAGCUGCUCUGAAAUCUUCCAUUGACACCAUUUAAUGGAGAAAUGUUCUGUUUUCAAAAUGCCAAGCAUCAUAAAAUUGUGUCAAUUCCUUAGAGUAAAAAAUAAAAAGUAAUAGAAUUAUCUAAGGGCAUUUUUAAUUGCAGAAAAUAUGAAAAAUGUGCUCAAAUCUAACACAGAAAAUUGUCAUAUUUUUAUUAAUCACUGAAAGAAAAUGUGCUACAUUAUGCUCAAAAUUCAAUGCAGAUAUUCAAUGUUUUUGACAUUUCAUUAGGUAUCCAUUCUCUCCCUUAAUGCUAGUUUCCUUUUAAGGAAGAAUGAAAAUACCCAGGGAGCAGUUACUCAAAAUGUCAAACCCAUUAAAUAUCUGAUUUGAUGAUUGAAAUAAAUUUGUGAAGGUUUAAAUAAGAACCCAGAUAAUUUUCUUCAGAAAAAAAAUCAAGCCAGGAAAGUGAGUUCAGAAAAAAAGAAUGGAUGCAUCUUGUCCACAAUUUUGAGUAUAUUGUGUUACAUGCUUGGAUCCUUAGAGUAUGAUUUACAUUUAUACACUACUAAAAAGUCUGAGCAUCAAGAAAUAAUUGAGGAAAAUGGAAUAAUAAAUAACAUAAAGACCUACUGUUCCAGAUUCUCUGAAAAAGGCUAAUUCUAUUAAUGGUUAUGUAAAAGACCAAGUCUAUUCAUGAACGUUUGUAGAAAAAAGAAAUCUAAUUUUCCAAGUUGUCAUUGUGAUCAAUCACAAUAGAAAUCUCGUCCUGGAUGAAGGUUUGUGAUUAAGAAAUAUGAAGUUCAGACUAUGCAUUCAAAUACCAGAUGGAAACCUUUGCAAUGUACCAGCUCCUUGCAAAGGUGAAAUAUCCCACAGAACAGCUGUUGUGGUGUAGCAAGAAUGAGUAGCUUGGAUUCCCGUUGCUCUCCUCAGGCUGGACUAGAAACAGGCACUUCAGAGUUCCAGCUCAGAGUUGUAUCAGCUCCUCCUGCCAAAGACCACUGGUUAUUUGAGAAGGCGGGAUCAGGAGAGAGUGAGAAAACUUGGGAAACCUUGAAAUAUUACUAUGAAAGGCAAAAAAACAAACAAACAAACAAACAAAAAAACCCAAAAACCAAAAAACAAACCCACAUCCCCUUCCUCACCCUAGAUAAGAAUGAGUUUGUAAUGGGGAAACAAGGAGGCAUUGUGGAACUGGCAGACAAUGUUUCCUGUUGGGGAGGAGACAUGUACACAAUUUGUUGAAGUCAAUGAGACAGAAGUGGGGAAUAAGGAUUUCACAGCCGGGUCAUUUUUUAUUCAUUCUGUUCUACAGCACUGCACAUACAGCCAUGAAGUGCUUGGAGUGCUAACCCAUCUGUUCUCAGGAGCAGCUCACAUCCAGUGGGCUAAAAAUACUCGGUCUGCCAAGGAGACAGUCAAGGUACUUUGAGAAGUCUUGGAUGCUUUUACUUUGGGCCACAGACAAAGGUGAUAAAUUAGGAGACAUCAGGGUUCUUGUUUAAAAUCUCUCUUCCUCUCCCGGACCUAUUAAUAAUGAAGCAAGUUCAAAAUAAUGAAAGAGAAAACUGGCUGCUGGCUAAGACUCUGUUUGUAAUCCUGGGUCUGCACCUGCCCACAGUGCUAAAGUUCGAUUCAAGUUGCACUUCAGUAAUUGAUGAUCACUUGUCAUAUCCCUUUAUAAAGCUUUUUCAUCAAUGUCUCUUGUGGUUCAUUUUCUAUCAGCAGCAAAUCAAUGACAUUUUAAUGGAAUAGAGAGCCUUCUUGAGACUGAAUUAUGUUGCUUUACCUGUUUUAAUACCAGGUGAAGUUCUCAAAGGCUCGACAGAUAAUAGUUUUUCAGAUUUUUUUUCUUUGAUAACUUUGUUUCUGCAGAAUGGUGGCAUCUUUGUAAUCAGCUCUAAUAAAGAUUGAAGGCAUUAAU
Molecule: messenger RNA, 9551 nt
Organism: Taeniopygia guttata (zebra finch)
Lineage: Eukaryota; Metazoa; Chordata; Aves; Passeriformes; Estrildidae
Gene: SH2D4B
Product: SH2 domain containing 4B
Cellular component (GO): cytoplasm
Source: RefSeq, a predicted model, not a curated record